AUGAAAUUGUUGGCCUUAUUAUCAUUUUUUGUUGUUAUUACAACAAGAUGUAAUGCACUUUUGUGUUUUGAUGCUAAAACAGCUAUUGUCAUACCAUUAGAUAACUUUUCUUUGAAUGAUUUUACGAAAAUUAUUAAAAAUUUUAGUUCUACAAACGGACAUGAAAAAUGUCUUGUGGAAAUUCAAAUUAAUUAUGGACAAGAAAUUUUGAAUGUUUUAUUUGGUAAUAUUGCUAAUUCAAAUAGUCUCACUACAAAUUCACAAAUUUAUAUUGAUACUUAUAUAAUAUUGAAUCAACCUGAAAUACAUAUGGAAUCGAAUAAUAUUAUGAACAAUAUUCGAUUUAUAUGUAAUACAAAUGAUUGUAAUCGUCAAUUUGUAUUUGAUCAUCUUGAAUGGUUAUUAGAAGUAGAAUAUAAUGAUUUAGUAUCUAAUAUUAGUCCAUUAUUGAUAAGUAAAAAUGAAAAAACAGAUAAAUGUAUAUUUGGUGAACAAAAUCAAAUUCAAUUAUGUCCAACUGGUAUCUGUUAUUUAGAAUAUUCAAUGUCAACUGAUCAAAUAAGAUAUGAAUGUGAAAAUGAUCCAGAUAUUCAACCUGCACUUCAUAUUCGUACUUAUUUUACAAUUCAAGAAGAUCACAAUCGAGAACAAAUGGCUAAAAUUAAUUUUACAAUUAAUUAUUGGUGUCAAUUAGAUGGUUGUAAUAAUAAAACAAUUGCAACACAAAUUAUAACAAUUAUAGAAGAAAAUUAUAAUUUAUUUGAAAUAAAAGAUAUUCUCGAUCUUGCCUACAUAGAAUAUUGGCUCGAAGAAGAAAUAGAUGAACACUCCGAAACAAACAAGAAAUAA
Rotaria sordida is the source of this 849-nucleotide messenger RNA. The record is from the annotation of a GenBank genome assembly. NCBI's taxonomy places the organism in Eukaryota, Metazoa, Rotifera, Eurotatoria, Philodinida, Philodinidae.